CGAGCAGAUUUCAGGCUAAACAUUGAUACGCCCAUUUUCUGGGCCUAACUGAUUCAGUAUGAUCCACACUAGGGCAAAAAGUAUGUGGCUAUUUGAACAAUGUCUCAAUAAUUUAUCUGAGUGCACGUUUAUCGACGCCUGCAAAGCUUGGAGCAAUAUCAGAACAAGAGCGCGGCAGUUCAGGGCAGGCGAGCGGCAGUUCAGUGCCGAUGUGAGGCAGUUCAGUGCAGGCGUGCGGCAGUUGAGUGCAGGCGAGCGGCAUUUCAGAGCAGGUGCUCGGCAGUUCAGUGCAGGAGCGCGGCAGUUCAGUGCCGAUGUGAGGCAGUUCGGUGCAGGCGGGGGGCUUUGCAGUACAGACUUAGUACAGUUGAGGGCAGGCGUACAGCAGUUCAUGGCAAGUGUUGGACAGUUCAGGACAGGCGAGCGGCAGUUCAGUGCAGGAGUGGGACAGUUCAGACCAAACGUGGAGCAGUACAGGACAUGUAUCACCACACCGCAACAGGUCACUCCACUUCACCUAGAUGAUGCUGAAGACCUCGACUUCUCGGACCACCGCCGUGUGUUCGCUGCGUGGCGCCUGAGGGCCCUGCUGCGUGCCGUGUGCGUGUUGCAUGCGUGCUCCGUGGACGCCUUCGUGGACAACAGUCACACGUUACUGCGGCUGGGGGAGCGGCUGCUGGGCCAGGGGGCGCUAGGGGCGCUGGUGGGGCCUUUCUACAGGCAGUUCGUCGCGGGGCCCGACGAGGGGGCGCUGAGGGGCGCCAGGGACGAGCUGCAGCGUAAGGGCGUCCACGUCAUGGUGGCGCCCCUGCUGGAGAGCGACGUGAGCGACAGGGGGGACGAGGAAGGCUUCGAGAAGAACUUCCGGCAGAUGCUGGGGCUCGUCGCUGCCCUGGGUGAGGGGUUGCACCCUUCUUCCCUUCCUCCCCUUGGUGGGGGAGCAGACCCUUCUUCCCCUCCCCCCCACGGUGGGGGAUCAGACCCUUCUUCCCCUCCCCCCAUCUGCCAGGCCAAAAUAACGGGACAUCUCAACCCCA
Messenger RNA from Hyalella azteca, 1037 nucleotides. RefSeq lists its product as uncharacterized. NCBI's taxonomy places the organism in Eukaryota, Metazoa, Arthropoda, Malacostraca, Amphipoda, Hyalellidae. The record is from RefSeq and is a predicted model, not a curated record. Gene Ontology annotation, cellular component: mitochondrion. Gene Ontology annotation, molecular function: FAD binding; proline dehydrogenase activity.